AUGCAUUAUAGGAGAUCUUAUCCAUAUCGCAGUAGGAUGAAAAUGAAACAGAAAGGGGAUUGGCGGUAUAUGAAGGGCGAAAUGCUUAAUAAUAUAUGGAGGAAGGUGGAAUUUAGAAGAAUUGGAAGAGGAAUUUACCUCAAAAGACGGAAUUUAGCACGGAAGCCCACCCCCCCUGUGGGCGAUUAA
Molecule: messenger RNA, 189 nt
Organism: Brugia malayi
Lineage: Eukaryota; Metazoa; Nematoda; Chromadorea; Rhabditida; Onchocercidae
Exons: 2
Coding region: 1-189 (62 amino acids)
Source: RefSeq, a predicted model, not a curated record